This is a messenger RNA of Ogataea angusta, 678 nucleotides long. RefSeq lists its product as uncharacterized. NCBI's taxonomy places the organism in Eukaryota, Fungi, Ascomycota, Pichiomycetes, Pichiales, Pichiaceae. Gene Ontology annotation, cellular component: nucleus. The coding region runs from base 1 to 678 and encodes 225 amino acids. The transcript is spliced from 2 exons. The record is from RefSeq and is a predicted model, not a curated record. Gene Ontology annotation, biological process: regulation of transcription by RNA polymerase II. Gene Ontology annotation, molecular function: DNA-binding transcription factor activity, RNA polymerase II-specific; RNA polymerase II transcription regulatory region sequence-specific DNA binding.
AUGCAGCCGUCAGGGAGCGAAGAAAAAUACAAGAUCCAAAGAAGCCGCGACAUGAACCAAUCACAUCUGUCGCCCAACCUGAUGCGCUCGCCCUACCAGUCCGCGGGGAACCUCUCGCCGCCGGAUCAGGACCAGGCCUCCGAACAAGCCCGCGAGACAGGCCCCGUAACCCACAUGCCCCAGAUAUGGCAGCUCUACGACAACUACACCACAGACAUGAUCCUGGGGGACUACGACUCCUCGCCCGGCACCUACCUCGCCUCCUCCCAGCAGCCAGAGCUCCAGUACGUCGCCAACUCGCCCGCAACGAAAAACAUGUACUCCACCGAACAUCGAGUUUCUAUAAACAGUAUUCCCUCGCUAGACGGAAAAAAGCAACCUACAUUUGCCAGCACCGACCCGACAGCACUGAAAAAAUUCAGGUGCAGCCAAUGCACCAGCUCGUUCACGCGCAGAAGCAGGCUCAAGGAGCACUGUCGCAAGGUCCACGAGGGCGAAAAACUGGUUUUCCGAUGCGACCACUGCGACAAGGUGAUGAGCUCGCGCGAAAACCUCAACAGACACAUGAUCGGCCACACCGACAAGUACCGGUGUCCGUACUGCGGCAAACGCCACGACAGAUCCGACAGAUUCCAGCGCCACAUACAGAAAUGUUCCGCCAGACACAACAGUGUCUGA